Messenger RNA from Spinacia oleracea (spinach), 2073 nucleotides. Its product is annotated as transcription termination factor MTERF4, chloroplastic. Lineage: Eukaryota; Viridiplantae; Streptophyta; Magnoliopsida; Caryophyllales; Amaranthaceae. Gene Ontology annotation, biological process: developmental process; regulation of DNA-templated transcription. Gene Ontology annotation, molecular function: double-stranded DNA binding. The record is from RefSeq and is a predicted model, not a curated record. The transcript is spliced from 2 exons. Bases 214 to 1737 code for a protein of 507 amino acids.
AACCGUCAACCCGAAAAGACUUUAUCCAUUAACAUCUUCAUUUCCGUACGAAUAUUUUUAAGAAAAAGCUGAACAAGGCAAAGAGCCGUCUUUCUCCUUUCACCAAAUUGUGGAUUUGAGGAUGAAAUGCUAAAUAUUGAGAGGGAAGGAUUUAAGGCAAAUUCAAACUUUUCCAGAACUUGAAUUCAGCCACAAACUAGAUAAUCUAUAAACAUGAAUAUUAGAGGCUGCACUGGUGUUUUUGCUAAACCUGGUUUUUUACUAAUUCAACUGGACUUACCCACUUUGAGGUUGGGCAAAGUACAUUUAUGUAACCCUUGGAAAAAUGCAGAUUUUAGAUUUAGAUCAUUUUCUAGUUAUCGGCCCGUGUCGGCGGUUAAGCCGUACUCCGGCGGGAGCCAGGUGAAGGAGAAAGAAGAGGGUGCUUCAUCCUUGUAUUUACGCCCUAGUUUGAUAGAUAUGAAGAAACAGAAAACGGAGAAUCGAACCCGGGUUUACGAGUUUCUUAGAGGGAUUGGUGUGGUUCCUGAUGAGCUUGAUGGGUUAGAAUUGCCUGUUACAGUGGAUGUCAUGAAGGAACGUGUUGAUUUUAUCCACAAAUUGGGACUUACAAUUGAAGAUAUUAAUAAUUAUCCACUUGUUCUUGGUUGUAGUGUCAAGAAGAACAUGAUUCCGGUACUAGAUUAUCUUGGAAAACUAGGUGUUCGGAAAUCUAGUGUGACUGAGUUUCUAAGGCGGUACCCACAAGUCCUCCAUUCUAGUGUUGUUGUCGAUCUUCAGCCUGUAGUUAAGUAUCUCCAAGGGAUGGAUAUUAAACAAGCUGAUAUUCCUCGUGUUCUCGAAAAAUAUCCAGAGGUCUUAGGGUUCAAGCUUGAAGGGACCAUGAGCACAUCUGUAGCAUAUUUAGUCGGGAUUGGUGUCGGAAGAAGAGAAAUUGGUGGAGUUUUGACUAGAUACCCUGAUAUUUUAGGCAUGAGGGUAGGCCGCGUUAUCAAACCUUUUGUUGAGUACCUUGGAAGUCUAGGCAUUCCAAGUUUAGCUGUUGCUAGAUUGAUAGAGAAAAGGCCUCAUAUCCUUGGGUUUGAUUUAGACGAGAAGGUAAAACCAAAUGUUGGAUACCUUCUAGAAUUUAAUGUCAGAGAAAGGUCACUUGGAGUAAUUAUUGCUCAGUAUCCUGAUAUUAUUGGUAUUGAUCUAAAGUCCAAGCUUUGCACGCAGCAACAAUUAUACAAUUCUAUCCUUGAUCUGGGUUCCGAGGACUUUGGGCAAAUAAUAGAGAGGAUGCCACAGGCUAUAAGCCUUAAUGAAAAAGCGAUAGUGAAGCAUGUGCAUUUUCUUAAAGUUUGUGGUUUCUCUACAGAACAGAUUAAAAAGAUGGUUGUUGGGUACCCGCAGUUGCUUGCACUGAAUCUAGAUAUAAUGAAGCUGAAUUUUGAUUACUUUCAAUCGAAAAUGGCACGGCCUUUGGAUGACUUGGCUGAUUUUCCAGCCUUCUUUACUUAUGGUUUGGAGUCCACAAUAAAGCCAAGGCAUCAACAAGUUGCAAAGAAAGGAUUGAAAUGCUCCCUUUCUUGGCUUUUAAAUUGCUCUGAUGAGAAGUUUGAGCGAAGAAUGAGUUAUGAAUCUAUUGACUUGGAGGAGAUGGAGCCUGAGCCCACAUUUGACAUGAACUCUUUAAUGGGAUCAAUAACAGAUGAGUCAGAUUCUGAGAUUGAUGAUUAUGACGAUGAAGCAUGACGCUCACAUUUGACAUGUAAUGGGUUUUUCAGCUUUGUAGCUCUACGGGAGUUGUGCAUUGUUUCACUCUCCAACAGCAUGGGAAUGUCCAUAUAGAUAGUGGUAUUCUAAUAUCUUGAAGGUAAAGUUAUUGAUCAUUACUGUAUUAUUGUAUUAAGCAUAUUCACGAGUUUGUUAAAAAGCUAAAGCUCCAUCGUAAAGGGAUAUCAAUUUGCUUACUUGUCAAUUUGCACAAUUGGUGUUAAAGCUCCAUCUUAAAGGGAUAUCUAAUGUGCUUACUUGUCAAUUUGCACAUUGUGGAACUGCUGCUUAAUUGCUUAUGUAUUUAUGGCUAUA